AUGGGUCAAGGACAAGGCGUACUUGGCGAGCUGAGUUCCACUCAGCUAUUUCUGAAAAUAGAACGACGGUACGAAGGAUCGACGGGAACGGAGGCGUGCAAACGGUCUGGGGAGAACGGCGAGCGAUUUCAGAGAUCAUUGAAGCGCCUCAACAUGGCCGCUGUGGAAGCUUCACAUCAAGAAGAGCAGGGAAAGGAGGAGUUGACCAUGUUAUCCAGCUUUCGCAGACGCUUGUAUCGCUGGCUUGCGCGAAUUGUAGGGAGGAGCGUCCGGUCGAGUAUGCAAUUGAUGCGUUUUAACCAACAUUCCCCUCGGUCCGAAAUUGAUUGGACACCAUCAGCCACAAGGCUCUCACUCUCGUACUGCGCCCCAAGGCAGAUCCACGAACCCGCCGCACACAGGCGAUUGUCCACAGAGGGUUUAGGGCGACUGAAACCAAAGGGGCAAUAG
This is a messenger RNA of Penicillium crustosum, 450 nucleotides long. RefSeq lists its product as uncharacterized. The transcript has a single exon. NCBI's taxonomy places the organism in Eukaryota, Fungi, Ascomycota, Eurotiomycetes, Eurotiales, Aspergillaceae. The coding region runs from base 1 to 450 and encodes 149 amino acids. The record is from RefSeq and is a predicted model, not a curated record.